This is a messenger RNA of Batrachochytrium dendrobatidis JAM81, 660 nucleotides long. RefSeq lists its product as uncharacterized. The transcript is spliced from 4 exons. Lineage: Eukaryota; Fungi; Chytridiomycota; Chytridiomycetes; Rhizophydiales. Gene Ontology annotation, molecular function: protein serine/threonine kinase activity; ATP binding. Gene Ontology annotation, cellular component: cytoplasm; nucleus. Gene Ontology annotation, biological process: protein phosphorylation; intracellular signal transduction. The record is from RefSeq and is a predicted model, not a curated record. The annotation marks the transcript as partial.
UUUCGCGUGUCGCAAAAACUCGGCGAGGGCACUUUUUCUCAAGUCCUCAAAGUCAAGCACAAAGCAUCUGGGAAAUUUUAUGCCAUGAAAAGAUUUCGCAAGCGAUUUAAUAGUACAUUUGAAGAAAUCCAAAAUCUGAGAGAAAUUCAAGCAUUACGACGUCUUAAUCCACACAAUCAUGUUAUUGAUUUGAUUGAAGUAAUUUUUGAUCAAAAGCAUGGCGUAUUAGCUCUCAAUUUUGAAUUGAUGGACUGUAAUUUGUAUGAACUAUUUUUACGAAAAAACGUUGUGAUUGGCGAGUCCAAAGCCAAAAACUAUUUUUUUCAGAUCUGCACUGGUCUUGAGUAUAUGCACAGUAAAGGGAUUUUUCAUAGAGAUAUCAAGCCAGAAAACAUUCUUGUCAAAGACAACACAAUCAAACUUGCUGAUUUUGGAUCCUGUCGAGGAAUUCAUUCCAAGCAGCCCUAUACAGAGUAUAUUGCAACAAGAUGGUACCGUAGCCCCGAAUGCUUUCUUUGCUAUGGAGUGUAUAACUUCAAAAUGGAUAUCUGGGGAGCUGGGUGUGUUCUUUACGAAAUUCUUUCAAAAGCACCGCUAUUUCCUGGCAGCAACGGACUAGAUCAACUACAUCGUAUUCACGCAGUUCUUGGCACGCCUAGU